Messenger RNA from Funneliformis caledonium, 4977 nucleotides. Lineage: Eukaryota; Fungi; Glomeromycota; Glomeromycetes; Glomerales; Glomeraceae. The record is from the annotation of a GenBank genome assembly.
AUGUCCCUAGACGCUUUUAGAAAACAGGUUCUUUCGAAUUCAGAUGGUGAAGAACGAGUUGAGGUCAAUCAAAGGCAUUUGAUUGACAAGAUUUUGGCACGAUACUCUGCUGAAUUUGUAGUGUACCGGGAGUUAAUGCAGAAUUCUGAUGAUGCAAAGGCACAAAGUGUCCAUAUUAUAUUUGAAACAGAAAAUCCAAGUACAAAUAAAAAUAUAAUAAAAGAUAAAGUCAUACGAAUUCAAUUCAAAAACAACGGAUUCGCUUUUAGACACGAAGAUUGGAAUCGAUUAAAGAAAAUUGCCGAAGGAAAUCCAGAUGAACAAAAAAUAGGAGCUUUCGGGGUGGGUUUUUAUUCGUUGUUUUCAGUCUGUGAAAACCCAUUUGUUUCUUCCGGUGGACAAGGAAUGGCUUUCUAUUGGCGUGGAGAUCAAUUAUUUGCAAAACGAGGACCAAUUGGCGAUGAAGACCAGGUUUGGACAACAUUUUUGAUGGACAUGAGAGAACCUGCUGAGUUUCCAAAUGUUGAAGAAUUCGCACGAUUCUUAGCUAAUUCACUGGGAUUUACAGGAAAUCUCCGAGAAAUUUCUGUGUAUUUUAAUGAUAUAUUAGUAAUACGAUUGUCAAAGAAAAUGCAAGAGCCGAGAUCGAUGAAUAUCACAUCUGGGUUCAACACAUUUUCUCCACUAAAGAUGUUUCAUCUUACCUCAGUAGAUGUUAGAGGUGUCCAACUAGACGUUAAGAGAUUACUUGUCCCAACAAAUAAAAUAACUAGGCAGUGGCUUCCGAUACCAAUUACCGAUUACCAAGUAGAAGAGACGUCUAUGUUUCUUAGAAUCGCCAGCGGAAAUUUGGAUGUUAAAGUCAACGAAGGGUUUUCUUCAGAGAUGGAACGAAUUACUAAAAAGAAACCGCCAAAUAAAACAACUAUCCAAAUGAUAUUUACUGGAUUUGAUGAACAUAAUUCAUCCGGGAAUUAUAAUAAGAAUAUUUCUCCGGUCUUUAGAGAUUUACUUCCAUUUCCAGAACAAGGAAGAAUAUAUAUUGGUUUUCCAACUCAUCAAACCACAGGAUGCUGUUCUCACUUGGCGGCCCGCGUAAUUCCUACUGUGGAGCGAGAAUCAAUCGACUUGGUAGACAAAACUUUGGCUAAAUAUAACAACGAGUUGUUAUGUAUAGCAGGAAUAUUGUGUAGAAUUUUAUAUGAAGAUGAAAUGACUCAAAUAACAAGGCUUUAUAAUGAGAUGAUUGGUUCUGAUGUAGUAUCUGAUGAUGAGAAUGUCAAGUCUGUUCGAGAAUGGUUUGAAAAACGAGCAGCUCAUGCUUUAACGCACUUCACUUUCAAACCCAGUACGCCGAAUGUGCAUGUUGGCAGAAUAACGGAAUUACAAUUUUUCAGUUGCUCGAAACAACAAUUAUCUAUUUUGUCAACAAAUGGAGUCUUUCCGAUAUCUAAUGUUCGCAUGCCUAAUGCGGAGAUGGCAGGAUUCAUAAAAAAAGUUCCAGUUGUUCCAAAAGUUAUAUUGGAACAAUGUGAUGUGUUUUUUAAGAAAGCAAAAGAUUUGAUGAAACUUAUAGAAGAGUUGAGUAUUCAAGACGUUUUAUAUGAAUUGAAAAGUCGAAAACUUUCUGAAGAUGAAACGGUUGAGCUUUUGAAAUGGUGGACUUCAUAUAACUCAAAAGGAAAUAUUGCUAAUCAAUCGGAUUUUGCACUGCUCAUGCAGCUUGCUACUGUACGUAUUGGCGAUCAAUUGCGAGCUUUAAACACGUUUCGUUACUAUUUGAAUCCAAGCAUAAUUCCACCUGAUGUAGAUUUGCCUGUUGAAGUUUUGCCAUAUUCUAUUUCCAAAAACUUACAAAGGUCGGAUCUUGAAAAGUCGUUUGGAUGGUCAGGGUUGUCUUUGGUUACCUGGUCAAGGUUUAUUGUUAAUCAUCCUGAUUUAGAAAUUAGCCCCGCAUUUGCUGAGAAAGUUCAUAAUAUUAUAGAAAGACAAUUUAAAAAUACUUUGCAAAAUGAUAAGGAAAUAAUUUACCAGUUAUUUGUUCAAAAGAAAUGCGUUCCAACUAAAUUUGGAAUGAAGUUACCUAACGAGGCUUAUUUCCAAAAUGUUAAUCUUUUUCCUGACUUACCAACGAUCCAAUUCCAAAAACCCUUAAAUGUUCAGAAUAUAAUGCAACUCUUAGGUGUUCGAAAGGUCGUUGAAUUACAACUAAUUUUUGAUCGUCUUGUUAGUCAAGGAAAUUGGGAUCAUAUGCAACUUGCGAAAUACCUUUCCUCGAUAUCGAAUAACCUUAAAGAUAUUGAAACAAAGAGAUUAAAGAUUACGCCUAUCUGGCCUAAAGAAAACCUUGUAGAUUCACAGCCGAACAAUGGUGAACCUGAAGAAAUGAAGCCAAAGCCCAAAAUUCAACGCUUCGUUGCUAGUGAUCUUUAUGCACCUUUAGCAUUACAUCGUGAAUUUGGUUUACCUUUACUUGAUUGGAAAGGAAAGUGGGCCCGAAAUACGCAAGAAGGAAAAUUCUUAAUUGAACUGGGUUUACGAGAAUUUCCCUCACUCAAAAAAAUUCUAGAAUUGGCAGCACCUCCUACUGACCCUAAAAUUCGCAGCAAGGCUCUCAAAUAUUUUAUUGAUAAUUUUAAAGAAAAAUAUUCUAAAGGUUAUAAUCCAGCGGAGGUUAAUAUUGCUUUUUUGCCUUGUUCGGAUCCAAGUAUUUACGCAAAACCUUUAGAGUGUUUUAUUAACCCUGAAUGCGAAAUAAUGAGAUUUCAAGCUGUACACCAAGAUUUACGAUUUCAAGCGGAACAAUUUGGCGUCCGUCAACAUCCUGGUCGAGAAAAUCUCAUAAAUAGACUUAUUGAGGGUCCACCGCAAGAUGUGAAUAAGGCAAAAGGAAUUUUCGAAUAUUUAGCUUCGCGACAGGGAUAUUUUGUCCAUUCUGAUUGGAAUACUCUUGUUGAUCUCAAAUUUAUUCCAAUUCGAGAUAAAAUUCAACCUAAUAUAAUUACUCAUACAAAUCCGCGUAGUUGUUUCUUUAAAGGUCAAGAAGAAAGCUUGAACGAUUUCUUUUCGUAUAUUGAUUUUGGAGAAAGAGCAAAUAAAUUUCUUCAAAGUUGUGGCGUCAAAAACGAACCGUCUCCAAUAGAAUUUGCUGAAUUAUUAGUGAAAUCGUCACAAGAAUUUUGGAAUUCAAUCGGAGAUAAUGUAGAAAAAUAUUUAACCGUUUUGAGAAGAAUUGCCAUUAAUUUUAGUAUUAUAGCAAAAAAACAAAGUUUGAUUUCAGAGAUGAGAAAAGCACCUAUUUUGUUGGCUGUGAGGAAGAGAAAUAGUGUCAAUAAGAAUGAUUUGGGUAACGAAGAAGUCGACCAAUAUUGUUUGGCUUCAGCGAGGGAAAUUUUCAUAAAUGAUGAUACAGUAUAUCAACAAGUGUUUAACCCUUUGUCGGUUCCAGAAGAAGACUAUAUGGAAAUGUUGUAUAAAAACUUGGGAUGUAGAUCGUUACGUGAAUCUGUGAGAGAAACUGUGACCCCAAUGGGCAAUGUUCGAGAAACCGAGAAUUCUCGAAAGUUACAAGGAACUAUAAUUGAACGAUCUCGUUUAUUCUAUCAUGAUUAUUCUAAAAAUGAGAUUAAAAAAGGUGAAGAAUGGCUUAAAAAGCUGAAAGUUAGAGAGAUCGAUCAAAUAGAAACUCAUUAUUUGUUAACAACUUCUUCUGAAAUCAAGAAAGAGUUUACUACAACGUGUCUCCUUCAAGAUAAACGGAAGGAUUCAUGGACUCUUUAUGUGACACCUGAUCCAGAUUUUCUUGAUAUUUCUCAACAUAUAGUCAAAAAUAUCUACAAAUCACACAAAUGGAAGGAUAUUUCUCAUCUCAAUAUGCUUUUAACUACACAUUUAUCAAGUUUAAAACGCAAGGGGUAUCCAAUUGAUCGUAUAUUACGACAGCCUAAAUUACAACGCGUUGUUGAGAAAUAUGAUAAGAAGAUGAGUGACCAAGGAAAUGAAGCAUCUCCGAUAAAAAACAAUCCUUCAUCUUCGGUACUCCCUCCUAAGCUGGAGAACUGUGUCGCUCAAUUACAAGAAGCAUAUCCAGACUGUGAUCCAGACUAUAUUCGAAAAUGCCUCUUACAAGAAAAGGAGAAUCACCUAGAUAAUGUAGCUAAUAGACUUGCCGAUGGAGAUUAUCCGCAAAUUGAUUCAAAAUCUCGUCAAGUCGUAUCAACCGGUGCUAAUAAUGAUGAUGAUUAUGGAGUGAGAAAACUUGGGUGGAAUCUCUUUAAUAAAGUAACAAAAUCUAUAUCGGAUUAUACCAAUAAUAGUAAUAAUAGUACAACAAAACCUUUGCCUUCUUCGUCAAAGCCCAUUGAAUCUUCUACAAAUAUGGAACCAGUCACCGUAACUCCUAAAACUACUCGAGAUUUACGAAACGUAUUACAGGAUGCCAUUAAAACUUGUCGUUCUAACUCGGGAAGUGUUAUUGACAGCCAAGCUAGUGUCAAAAUCGUCAGCGAAAGUCAAACUAGUUACUGCGACGUCAUACCUGGUCAUUCAUUACAUUUUGUUGGAAAUUUAAAAGGGAUUGAGCUUUAUGUUCCUAAAGGCCAAUCGGAAACGUUAUAUCAGUCAUGUGUUGAUCCAUUGCAUCGUUUUGUGAGGAUACUACAAGAUCUUGUAAUAGUUUUUGAACUCGCACCAAAAGCUAUUCAUGUAUUCUAUGACAACAAUGCCAGUUCAAUCGCAUUCAAUCGUGAUAAAGCAUUGUUUUUUAAUUUAAAGUUUUAUCUUGGAUUACAUGAUGAAGAAUGUAAAAUCAAACCUACAAGUGAUGCUAUGACCUAUUGGUUUAUGACAUUUUGUCAUGAAUUAGCACAUAAUUUUAUUGCUCUUCAUAACUCUGAACACGAAUAUUAUUUUUCAUCUUUCGCAGAAAAUUAUAUGUCAAAUUUUCUAGCGAUGAUGAAAAAGCGCGGAAUUUUAUAA